This is a messenger RNA of Elephantulus edwardii (Cape elephant shrew), 3144 nucleotides long. RefSeq names its product myosin IA (gene MYO1A). Gene Ontology annotation, biological process: vesicle transport along actin filament; sensory perception of sound; actin filament organization. The transcript has 27 exons. Lineage: Eukaryota; Metazoa; Chordata; Mammalia; Macroscelidea; Macroscelididae. Gene Ontology annotation, molecular function: actin filament binding; microfilament motor activity; ATP binding. Bases 16 to 3144 code for a protein of 1042 amino acids. Gene Ontology annotation, cellular component: microvillus; actin cytoskeleton; plasma membrane. The record is from RefSeq and is a predicted model, not a curated record.
GUAGCCCCUCUGGACAUGCCUCUCCUGGAAGAUACCGUCGGGGUGGAGGACCUCAUCCUCUUGGAACCCCUGGAUCAGGAGUCUAUGCUCAAGAAUCUUCAGCUUCGCUUUGAAAACAAAGAGAUUUAUACCUACAUUGGGAAUGUGGUGGUCUCAGUGAAUCCCUACCAACAGCUGUCCAUCUAUGGCCCAGAGUUCAUUGCCAAAUACCGAGACUACACCUUCUAUGAGCUGAAGCCCCACAUCUAUGCAUUGGCCAAUGUGGCAUACCAGUCACUGAAGGACCGGGACCGAGACCAGUGUAUUCUCAUCACAGGCGAGAGUGGAGCUGGCAAGACUGAGGCUAGUAAGCUGGUGAUGUCUUAUGUGGCGGCCGUCUGUGGAAAAGGGGAACAGGUGAAUUCUGUGAAGGAGCAGCUACUGCAGUCAAAUCCAGUGCUGGAGGCUUUUGGCAAUGCCAAGACUAUACGCAACAACAACUCCUCCCGAUUUGGAAAAUAUAUGGAUAUUGAGUUUGACUUCAAAGGAUCUCCCCUUGGUGGCGUCAUCACAAACUAUCUGCUUGAGAAGUCUCGAGUGGUGAAGCAGCUUAAAGGAGAAAGAAACUUUCACAUUUUCUAUCAACUGCUAGCUGGGGCAGAUGCACAGCUGCUCAGGGCCCUGAAACUCGAUAGGGAAACAAGCCACUAUAGCUAUCUCAACCAAGAGGUGUCCAGAGUGGAUGGCAUGGAUGAUGUCUCCAACUUUAAAGCUGUACAGAAUGCAAUGACAGUGAUUGGGUUCUCGGAGGAGGAGAUUCGACAGGUGCUAGAGGUGACGGCCCUGGUGCUGAAGCUGGGAAACGUGGAGCUGGCCGAUGAGUUCCAGGCCAAUGGAACCCCAGCAAGUGGCAUCCGUGAUGGGCAAGGUGUUCAGGAGAUUGGAGAGUUGGUAGGUUUAAAUUCAGAAGAACUAGAGAGAGCUUUGUGUUCAAGGACAAGGGAAACGGCUAAAGAAAAGGUGGUCACUGCAUUGAGUGUUAUCCAGGCACAGUACGCUCUGGAUGCUCUGGCCAAGAACAUCUACAGCCGCCUUUUCAACUGGAUAGUGAAUCGAAUCAACGAAAGCAUCAAGGUGGGCACUGGCGAGAAGAAGAAGGUAAUGGGGGUCCUGGAUAUCUACGGCUUUGAGAUACUCCAGGAUAAUAGCUUUGAGCAAUUUGUGAUCAACUAUUGCAAUGAGAAGCUGCAGCAGGUGUUCAUAGAAUUAACCCUGAAAGAGGAGCAGGAGGAAUACAAGAGAGAGGGCAUACCGUGGACAAAGGUGGACUACUUCGAUAAUAGCAUCAUCUGCAACCUCAUUGAACAUAAUCAGCGUGGCAUCUUGGCCAUGCUGGAUGAGGAGUGCCUGCGGCCUGGGGUGGUCAGUGACUCCACCUUCCUCGCGAAGCUGAACCAGCUCUUCUCCAAGCAUGAACACUAUGAGAGCAAAGUCACCCAGAAUGCCCAGCACCAGUAUGACCACACCAUGGGUCUCAGCUGCUUCCGCAUCUGUCACUAUGCGGGCAAGGUGACGUACAAUGUGACCAGCUUCAUUGACAAAAAUAACGACUUACUCUUCCGGGACCUGUCCCAGGCCAUGUGGAAGGCCAAGCAUCCCCUCCUUCGAUCCUUGUUCCCUGAGGGUGAUCCCAAGCAAGCAUCCCUCAAACGUCCUCCAACUGCUGGGUCUCAGUUCAAGGGCUCUGUGAGCACACUGAUGAAGAACCUGUAUGCCAAGAACCCUAACUACAUCAGGUGCAUUAAACCCAAUGAUCAGCAGCAGCGUGGCCUGUUCUCGUCAGAGCUGGUAGCUACCCAAGCUCGGUACCUGGGGUUGUUGGAGAACAUAAGAGUGCGACGGGCAGGCUAUGCUCACCGCCAGCGGUACGGGACCUUCCUGGAAAGAUACCGGAUGCUGAGCCGGAGCACCUGGCCUCGCUGGACCCAGGGAGAGCAGGAGGGAGUCAAGAAGAUCAUGGAGGAGAUGAAUGUGGCCUCGGGAGAACUGGCCUAUGGGAAGACAAAGAUCUUCAUUCGGAGCCCCAAGACUCUUUUCUACCUGGAAGAGCAGCGGCGCCUUAAAAUCCAGCAACUGGCCACACUUAUCCAGAAGAUGUACCGAGGCUGGCGCUGCCGCACCCACUACCAGCAGAUGCGCAAGAGUCAGAUCCUCAUCUCUGCCUGGUUUCGGGGCAACAUGCAAAAGAAGCUUUAUGGGAAGAUAAGGGCAUCAACACUGUUGAUCCAGGCAUUUGUGAGAGGGUGGAAGGCCCGCAAGAAUUAUCGAAAAUAUUUCCGGUCAGGGGCAGCCCUCACAGUGGCAAAUUUCAUCUACAAGAGCUUGGCACAAAAAUUCCUCCUGGGGCUGAAGAAUACUUUGCCAUCCCACAAGGUCUUGGAUAAAACAUGGCCAACUGCCCCUUACAAGUAUUUCAACACAGCUAAUCAGGAGCUACGUCAGCUCUUCCAUCAAUGGAAGUGCAAGAAGUUCCUGGAUCAGCUGUCUCCAAAGCAAGUAGAGGUCCUGAAGGAGAAGCUUUGUGCCAGUGAGCUGUUUAAAGGCAAGAAGGCAUCAUACCCCCAGAGUGUCCCCAUACAAUUUCGUGGUGACUACAUUGGGCUGCAAGGGAACCCCAAACUGCAGAAACUGAAGGGCGGAGAGGAAGGGCCUGUCCUGAUGGCGGAAAUUGUGAAGAAGGUCAAUCGCGGCAAUGGCAAGACCUCCUCUCGGAUUCUCCUCUUGACCAAGGGACAUGUGAUUCUCACAGACACCAAGAAAUCCCAGACCAAAACUGUCAUUGGGCUGGACAGUGUGACUGAGGUGUCAGUCACCAGCUUCAGGGAUGGACUCUUUAGCUUGCACCUGAGUGAGAUUUCAUCAGUGGGCUCCAAGGGAGAUUUCCUGCUAAUCAGUGAGCAUGUGAUUGAACUGCUGACCAAGAUGUACCGUGCUGUGCUGGAUGCCACACAGAGGCAGCUGCCAGUGACAGUGACUGAGAAGUUCUCAGUGAAGUUCAAGGAUGGCAGUAUGGCCGUCAAGGUCAUCCAAAACCCUGGAGGUGGUGGGGACGGCAAGCUAAGCUGCAAGAAGAAGGGGGGUCACAGCUUGGAGGUGACUGUCUAG